UGCUCGUUUUGAUAUAAAAAGAAAUCAUACCGAAUAAAUUGAAAAGAGCGCCCAUCUUCUUUGGCUUUUGGUGAGAAUCUUGGUAUCGUCUGACGCUGAAAAUGAGGAACAAUCAAGCGAGGUUUAAUGUUGGAUAUGGACCUGGAAAUUCUGCAGCUCAGAAGAAAGAGAAAGUUAAUUUACUAGUUUUGAUCGUCGUAUAUCUUCUCACCUUCCUAGGCCUAACUCUACUCAUCGUUUCCCAGUCAACAACAUCAUGGACUAUCGUCGACAACUAUAAGGAUUUCGUUUAUCCAGAUGAGUACCAAGGCUUAUGGCAGAUAUGCUAUGAUAAGCAAGAAUACGAAUGCAAUCCAAGACUUGGUUUAUCCUGGUUGUAUGUUGUAAGAGUGUUUGAGCUUCUUGCCUUCCUUCUGUUUGCUAUUGUAAUUGGGAUAUAUAUUGCAAGCCACAUCAAUAAAAAUGUCAAACCAAGCCUUGCAGCAGGAUUUUUACUUCUAGCUGCUCUGUUGGUUCUGAUUGCCAUGAUUGUGUACACUGCCAAAGCACCUCUUCCUCGUACAGUGGAUCGAAACCGCAACCCAUAUGUCACAAGAGAGUUCAAAAUUCGAUUUGGUUACUCAUACCUGGUGGGAUGGGCUGGACUCUUGCUGACGUUUAUGGCUGGGAUUGUUGCAUUGAUGCUUCACAGGAGAGUGUAGAAGGGGACCUUUACUACUUGGUAUAAAAACUUGAUGAAAUUCGCUUUCAAGGCUAAUUACCCUUCAGGAACAAGAAUGGCUACAUUUUCAAGCUACACAAUGCACAUAAUAACAUUUUAGUAAAGUGUUGUAUAAAUCUUUUGUAGUUUUAAGUAGAGGCUUGUGUGCAGAACAUAAACAAAAGACUUGUUUUAACAUAAACUGUGCACCAACAUUUCUUUAAGCAACUAAAGUUCUCUCAAGAUUUAAUUGCAGUUUUUGAUAAUAUCAGGCUCCUGAUGAUUUUUAAGGUUUAUGCGAAGCAGUUGUGCCAGUCAAACUUGUUGUGAAUGUAACUAAUGAACAUUUUGUAUUGCUUCAUUUCUUCAGCAUUUAGAAUUUGAAUAAUUGUUUUUCUUCAAGAAUCUAAGCAGUUUUGUGCAAACAGCAGCGCCUAAUAACAGAGAACAAGGCUGCAACAAAGAACUUAUACUAUAAUGUUAUACACUAAUGUUAACUCAAAUAUUUGUUUGUUUAAGUUUAAUUCAUGAUGUCAGAUUUUUUCAUUGACAGAUAAUGUUCAGUCAUUUUUGAGGCAUGCUAUAUAAUAUGGCAUUGCUUUAUUCUUUUUUGGAACUUGUUAAGUUUAUGUGUAUUUUAUAAGCAUGUUAUUUAACUCAUAUGCAA
This is a messenger RNA of Rhopilema esculentum, 1367 nucleotides long. RefSeq names its product lens fiber membrane intrinsic protein. NCBI's taxonomy places the organism in Eukaryota, Metazoa, Cnidaria, Scyphozoa, Rhizostomeae, Rhizostomatidae. The record is from RefSeq and is a predicted model, not a curated record. Gene Ontology annotation, cellular component: plasma membrane.